AUGCUCUCUACAAAGGCCACAGGAACACCACCUGUCGCACGGAAAUGGGGUGUCACUGUACUCACCCCAGGCGCCGUUGUGUUUGCGUCAAUCAUGGCACUUUUUCUUCUUUCAACAGAUUCCCAUUUCAACAAAAAUGGACAGCGUGCUAAGAUCGACUACGAGACAAAAUUCAAUCAUUAUAAGGGAAUCCUCCUCCAGGGUGCCACCAAUCCCACCAUCAAGGCGACGCUCGCGCACUUGAACCAGCGCGUUCUCUCAACCACCGUGCAAGCAAAUUCAACAUCGGCCAUUUCUGUCGACAGGGGCCAGCAAGUUGGGAGCAGCAUAUCGGUAUUGUUGAUGAAGAUGCGACUUGCCGACAAUAAUUUUACAGCGUACGGAGAGAGCAUCGGCGGUGAGACUGGAGACAAUGGAGAGGUUGGCAUUGAAGAUGAAGACCAGGACAGCGAGAUAGGUGAUGAGGAUAACAAUGACAAGGGUGCCGAAGAAGCAGAAGAUGACCUCUACGGUGCAGACAACAGCAGGUUCGAUGAUAGAGAUAGCGAGAAGGAUAAGGACAGUGGGCUCCCAGCAGUCGCGCACCCCACCAUCGCGCACCUGCUAGCUAGUGCAUGGCAUGCUGCUGUACUGCCUACCACAGGUACUCCGAACCUCACCACUCUCGUUGCUGCACCCAUGGCUGCUGCUGUGCGACAUCCUGUGCAGUCUGCAGCACCGCCUCCAAUCAAUGUGCUUCCACCACCCAUGAUCACACUUCUGGAUGCCAGCCGCCACCAAUCCAGUACAGGACAGGCUGUUGCAGUGUUACCUGUUCCCACUCUUCAGCCUGUCGAUGUCACAAACGGCUAUGCACGGACCAAGUAUCAGUGGAACAGGAACGCGAGGUAUAGUCGGGAGAAAGGUCCUACGAGUCCUUAUCAAGAAGGUGGGAAAAAGCCGUCAGUGCCAGAGACGUCGAGUCAUGACGCGAUAGCCCUUGAGUACGGACGUCAUGAUACCCCACCUCGUUACCAACCAUGCGGGGACUGCGUUCUAGAGCCGAGUCCCUCUUCUCAUCAUGGCAGUGGGUACCGGCCCAACGGAUUCGAACCGUCGUCUGCCCCGGCAGUUUUACGUCGUACCGGACGUCAGCGUCUCAUUCUUCAAGCACCUCGAGGACGCAGGACGAUGGGUUGGGUGUCGGACUCGCUGGAGUCAUACUCGACGAAGGGAAGGGGAGGUCGAGUUCGGGUAGAAGGGCGGAUCAAGCCCAGUCGUGCGGGUAUGACGUGGUAG
Messenger RNA from Heterobasidion irregulare TC 32-1, 1278 nucleotides. RefSeq lists its product as uncharacterized. NCBI's taxonomy places the organism in Eukaryota, Fungi, Basidiomycota, Agaricomycetes, Russulales, Bondarzewiaceae. The coding region runs from base 1 to 1278 and encodes 425 amino acids. The record is from RefSeq and is a predicted model, not a curated record. The transcript is spliced from 5 exons.